AUGGGCGUCAAGCUUCAGAUUCAGCUUCUCGAGGCGCGCGGCCUGCCGCCCAAGGACAAUGGCGGCGCGAGAGACGCGUUUGUGCGGUUCCAGAUGGGCGGCUCGAAGGCCCGCAGCAGGAGUGUAGCUAAGGACAACAAUCCGACGUGGCAGGAAGAAUUUCUCUUUUCGGUCAGCGACCUGGAAAAAGACGAACUGCUGGUGACGGUGUGGGACAAGAGCGUCUUCCUGGGCGAGGAAUUUCUCGGGCAGCUUGUGCUGCCCGUGCGGCAGGUGCUGGCGUGCGACAGCUACGAGCUCCAGGCGAUGUGGUUCCCGUUACAGAACAGGCUCACGCGACCGCGCGCGACGGUUACAGGCGACAUUUUGAUUUCCGCCAGCCUGUGGGGCGUUUCGUCGUUAGUGGCGGAGUCUGUUUCCCCCUCCGCCUUGCCAUCCAGCCCCCUCCUUCCGCCCACUCCUCCCCGCUCCGCCCCUUCCCCCGCCCUCAUCACCACAGUCAGCCUCGCCUUUCCUAAACCUUCUUCCGCCCCUCCCCCUUCCGCCACUCCCCCUUCCGCCUCUCCCCCUUCCGCCUCUCCCCUUUCCGCCUCUCCCCCUUCCGCACCUCCCCCUUCCGCCCCUUCCCCUUCCGCCCCCGCCCUUUCCUUCCCCCUCAAGCCCGCGCUGCGCCGCCAUACAGGCCCCUCCGAUACAGUCACACCCACUGCUCUCUCCCCGUGCGGGGAAGCAGACAAGGGGGAAGCGUGGGGCGGAGGGGGAAAGCUGGGACCGGAAGAGGGAGUGGGGGAAGGGGAAGGAGAAGGCGAAGGGAAAGCUGAAAGGAAGGAGGAAGGGGAGGAGAAAAGGGAAGGGGAAGGGGAAGCGGAAAGGGAAGGUCAUGAUGCGUCCGCCAACCUUCAAGGUAAAGAGAAGGAGGAGGGCGCGGCGGAUGGCACAGCAGCAGCAGCAGCCGCCACCGCCACCGCUGCUAAACCGCGGCAUCAGAUUCUCCAGUCACUCACCGAGUCCUUAAAGCCCAACCCGCAGCAGCUGCAGCAGCUGAAGCAGCGCCUGCAUGCCUCCAAGCUGUCAGCAGCAUCAGCCAUCCGGUCAUUCGGGCACGCCGUGGAAAACAGCGUAGCCAAGGCAGGGCAGUCCGUGCGUGCCGCCAACGCCAAGGGCGGUGGGGUUGCACCCGUGGCGACUGAUGGGGAGGAGGGGGAGGGGGAGUCGCGGAGAGGGUCGUUGGGGGAGGGUGACGGGGCGAGCGGAGGGGGAGGUGGGGAGGCAGGGGGAGGGGCAGGGGGCACGGGGGAAGCGGGGGAGGUGGAGGUGCCGGGGGUGUGGUGGGAGCAGGAUAUGAGGGACGUGCCGAGUGCAGGGCCCAUGCCCGGGGAGCUAGCUGGAGGCGGUGUGCUGGUGGACCAGGCGUUUGAUGCCGCCCCACACGUGCUGUUUGCCACCGUCUUCAAGCCCGGCUCGCCCUUCUUCCAAGAAUUUGCUGCAGGGCCCAUGCCGGGGGAGGUACCUGGAGGCGGUGUGUUGGUGGAGCAGGCCUUUGAUGCCGCCCCACACGUGCUGUUUUCUGCCAUCUUCAAGCCCGGCUCGCCCUUCUUCCAGGAAUUUGCCAGCGGCGGCGCAGGGGCGGAGCAGCAGCAGCAGGAAGACACAGGCACCGUGAUGCACCGCACUGUAUCGUACAUGACCGCACCGUCCUCCCUGGUGAAAUCGGUACAGGCAACAGAGGAGGUGCUGUGUGUGCGGGCAGAUGCAGGGGGAUUCCUGGUGGCUGUGACGGCGAAAACCCCUGACGUUCCGUAUGGAGGCACGUUCGAAAUUCACCUCCAGUUCUGUAUCACUCCGCUUACAGAGGAGGGUGCAGGCGCAGGAGGAGGAGCAGGAGAAGGAGCGAACACAGGCGAGCAGAGCAGCAGCAGUAGAGUCCCGGCCUCUGCAGCAGGUGGUGAUGGGAAAGAGACAGGUGCAGAGGGGUCAGGCAGUGGGGUGAAGAGUCGGCUGCGAGUGUCGUAUGAGCCGCAUUUCCUGCAGAGCACCAUGAUGAAAAGCAUGAUAGAGAAUGGCGUGCGCACCGGCCUCAAGGAGUCGUAUGCCACCUUCCUCUCUGUGAGUGUGACGUGUUCUGAGAUCUCUCAAGUGCGGGUGUUGUAUGAGCCGCAUUUCCUGCAGAAUGAAGAGUACUCACAAAGGAUGUCCCUCCCCUCGUCUCCACCCCACUGGUGUUCUCACAAAGCACGUCCCUCCCUUCGUCUCCACUGCACCAUCCACCUCCCUCUGGUUGAUUUUUUCAUCCACUCUCUUCUCCUCUCCCCUACAUCCCCCGCAACUCUCUCUCAGGGCGACCAUGGGAAGAAGGCGGUGGGGGACGGGUGGCUGCUGACGGUGUCACUGGUGGAAGGGGGAGCAACUGAAGCCAUUCAAGCAGGCUCACGCAACGCACUUGUUUCAAUCUCCCUCUUCUCUGUUUCCCCCUGCUGUCAUUCCUCCGUCAAAACAGAGGGCGACCACGGGAAGAAGGCGGUGGGGGAGGGUUGGCUGCUGAUGGUGUCGCUGGUGGAGUGGGGGAGAGCUCAACCAAUGCACUUGACUCAUUCUCCCUCGUCUCCCUCAAUUCUCCUCAACCCCCCCUUCCGUCUCUGUCCCCCUGGCGCCACCCCUUUUACUGAGCAGAGGGCGACCACGGGAAGAAGGUGGUGGGGGAGGGGUGGUUGCUGA
Molecule: messenger RNA, 2715 nt
Organism: Closterium sp. Naga37s-1
Lineage: Eukaryota; Viridiplantae; Streptophyta; Zygnematophyceae; Desmidiales; Closteriaceae
Source: the annotation of a GenBank genome assembly